Molecule: messenger RNA, 1011 nt
Organism: Lasiodiplodia theobromae
Lineage: Eukaryota; Fungi; Ascomycota; Dothideomycetes; Botryosphaeriales; Botryosphaeriaceae
Product: Usher syndrome type-1c protein-binding protein 1
Exons: 1
Coding region: 1-1011 (336 amino acids)
Source: RefSeq, a predicted model, not a curated record
AUGUUCCGCUUCUUUUCCAACGCCCCACGCGAGGAGCCUCAGCCUCAAGACGAAGAGCCGGCGACCGACGCCGUCGCACCAGCGCAGCAGGCGUACCCAGAGCCGCCGCGCAGCCCGCGGCUGCAAGUCGAGCACUCGCGGCGGCUAGAAGAAGAGCUAGCGAUCCUACGAGCAGACCUAGCAGACCAGCGGGCGGCGUACGAGGCCAAAUUGUCGGACCAGCGGGCCAAGCUGACGGCGAAGCUGGCGUCGCAGCGCGACAAGUACGAGUCCAAGACGGCGCGGCUGGCGGAGCGCAACGAGUGGCUCGAGGGCACCGUGGCCAAGCGCGCCGAGGAGAAGCAGUGGCUCGAGCGCCGCAACGACGCGCUCGAGGCGACCGAGAAGAAGCUGGAUGCGCGCAUCGGCACGCUCGAGGAGCGCGUCUUCGAGCUGCAGGCCGAGAAUUGGGCGCUCAAGCAGGAGAAUGCCGAUCUUCGCGCUGAUUACGACGGCGUGGUGGGGGAUUUGACGACGUUUAGGAAGGGGACGGAGCGCUUGCUCGAGGGGAUGAAUAAGGCUUUGGCAAAGCCCAGGGCGAAGGAUGUGCGGGGCAGCCCGAAGACGGUGGAGGGAGGACGAAAGGGAGGAGAGGAAGAAGAGGAAGAGGAAGAAGACGAGGACGAGGAAGAGGGCGCACAGGAGACACCGAGGGGGAAGAGGAUCGAGGCGCCCGAUGCUUCGUUAUCCGGGGAGACGCUGAGGACGAGGUCCCGAGAUGGGAACGGUGGAGAGGGGAGGAGCAGGCACCCGCAAGCUGGCGGCUCGGUCGAUCCCAGGUCGCUCGACGCGCUGCGCACCCUGGGCCCUUCUUCGCGAAAUGUGAGUCCCACUCGUGGUCGCCAGAGGCGUCUGGGUGGGAGCGGUGCUGUGACUGCAGGGACCGCGAGCUCAGAUUUUGCAGGUACUGAAAAUGUCGCAAUCCGGCCAUCGAAAAAGAGGCAGCGGACGAGCUCAGAUACCGAGUUGUGA